Molecule: messenger RNA, 1731 nt
Organism: Rattus rattus (black rat)
Lineage: Eukaryota; Metazoa; Chordata; Mammalia; Rodentia; Muridae
Gene: Rab13
Product: RAB13, member RAS oncogene family
Exons: 6
Coding region: 150-701 (183 amino acids)
Biological process (GO): protein localization to plasma membrane; regulation of exocytosis; Golgi vesicle fusion to target membrane
Cellular component (GO): endosome; trans-Golgi network transport vesicle; plasma membrane
Molecular function (GO): GTP binding; GTPase activity
Source: RefSeq, a predicted model, not a curated record
GCCGCCUCUCUUCUUUUCCCGGGGCCUGGGCGGAGAGGGAGGAAAACUUCCUGGCUGGGACUCUGGCGGUUUCUGCCUGCCAACCCUCCGAUCCCGCCUACCAGUGUUGGCUCUUCCCGACCCCUCCCCCGGCGCCCCCAGUGUCCGCCAUGGCCAAAGCCUACGACCACCUCUUCAAGUUGCUGCUGAUCGGGGACUCGGGGGUGGGCAAGACUUGUCUCAUCAUUCGCUUUGCAGAGGACAACUUCAACAGCACUUACAUCUCCACCAUCGGAAUUGAUUUCAAGAUCCGAACUGUGGAAAUAGAGGGGAAGAGAAUCAAACUGCAAGUCUGGGACACAGCUGGCCAAGAACGAUUCAAGACAAUAACCACCGCCUAUUACCGUGGAGCCAUGGGCAUUAUCCUAGUAUAUGACAUCACAGAUGAGAAAUCCUUCGAGAAUAUUCAGAACUGGAUGAAAAGCAUCAAAGAGAACGCGUCUGCUGGAGUGGAGCGCCUUCUGCUGGGGAACAAAUGUGACAUGGAAGCCAAGCGGAAGGUGCAGAGAGAGCAGGCUGAGAGGGUGAGUCAGGCCGGGCUGCUGUGGCCGAAUGCCUUGCUUCUGCCCUUUAUCCAGCUCUCUCCUUCCUACCUCAUCCCCUACAGUUGGCCCGAGAGCACAGAAUCCGAUUUUUUGAGACGAGUGCCAAAUCCAGUGUGAAUGUGGAUGAGGUGAGAGCCACCCUCCAAGAGAUAAAAUACUAGUAGGUUUAUCCCCUCCUUCAACCCCAGCUAACCAAUUUCCCCUUUAGGCUUUCAGUUCCCUGGCCCGUGACAUCUUGCUCAAGACAGGAGGCCGGAGAUCGGUGAGUUGGUUCUACUUGGCUGAGUCCCACAGCAUGCGUCUUCAAGAACUGAAGUGACUGGAGAGUACUGUGGUACUGCACUCCUAUGGUCUCAGCACCAAGAGAUGCUGGCAGAAGGAUCAGGAGUUCAAGUUCAUCCUCUACUACUCUUUCUAAACUCAGAGUGCCUGUGGAGCACACCUUUAAUGCCAGCACUAAGGAGGCAGAGGCAGGCUGAUCUAUGAGUUCAAGGCCAGCCUAGUCUACAGUAUGAUUUUCAGGACUGCCAGAGCUACACAGAAAAAACAGUUGAGGAGGAGGAACAAUGCCAAGAUUAACCACAAAGUGGGGGUGGGCAGUGGGGGAUGUGGGAGAGAGUGGGGGUGAGGGUGUCUGUAGACUAAUCUUCCCGCCAGCCCUUCACAUACCUGAUCUUUCCACCUUCCCAACUCUAGGGAAACAGCAGCAAGCCCUCAAGCACUGACCUGAAAGUAUCUGACAAGAAGAACAGCAGCAAGUGCUCCUUGGGCUGAGGAACAUUUCUUGCCUCCUAUUCACCCUGAACCUGGAGGCUAGACCUGAGGGAGGUGGACUGAGGUGGACUGAUGGAAAACAGAGGGGAGGAGCUGUGGUGGUGCCUGGAGGGGUGGAUGACUGGGGAGGAAGGAAAGAAGAAAUGGGCAGGGAAAGGAGGGCGAGGAACCAAGGACGUGAAAAGUGAAAAGAAGGGGUUUGAGAAGAGAAAAGGAAGAAGGUCUCAGGUCUCGGACAGUCCAACAUUAAUGUCAGUAUGCUGAUCUCUCCAUUCCUGGUUCAGGGUUCGGGUCCCGAGAGGCUGGCUUGGCCCUACUCUGAGGGUCUCUCACUCCACAGAUCUUUGUUAGUAUUAAAGGCCACUGUUUGGCA